AAAAUUUAAUAAAGUAAUGGCCGACGAUAUUAAUGAAGAUAUUGAUCAAGACGAGGAGAUGGAUUAUAGUGACGACCAGGAUGACAGGGAAAUGCUAAAUCGACUUAAACUUGAUCUUGUAAAAAAAGUUGUUCAAUGUGUCAUGUCCUGUUGUACUAAACGUGGUUAUUGCAGAGAUGGGGACAUUGCCGAUGUGUUUACCGAUAGAAAAGAGCGGAGAUUGAAGGAUAAAGUUUUGAAAAUAGUUAAAGAGGAAUUUAUGAAUGUUUUUGGAAUGAAGUUAAAACGCGAUGAUGAUAGUAAACGUUAUUAUCUCUUUAAUGGACUUGGAAGCAAUCUUGCAAUGGACUGGUACGAUAAAAGGUGUGGACCUCUUUCCAAGUCUUUGGCUUCAGAAGUGCGCAGUCUAAACAGUAAUAGUACAAAUAAUGCUUCUGAUGAUGAGGAUCAAGAGAACGAAAAAUUAGUGGAAAAUAGAGACUUUAAACGCUGGCUACUUACCUCAACUUUAAUGUUUAUUUUUAUGUCAAAACGGCAUCAAAGCAAAGGCAAUGCGAACGAAAAAGGAAUUGAUUUUUUGUUGAUUAAAGAAUUUUUGGGUUGGCUUAAAUGUAAUAUACAAUUUGAUCAAGCAUCAGGAGUGGAUGACAUUUUUUAUCAUUGGGGACCACGUGCAGAAACUGUUGUCAGUAAAAAGGAAAUACUCGAAGAAUUCGUAAGGAUUUAUGGUGGAACAAUUAAUGAUUGGCCUAAUCAUGCAAAAGCCGCUGGCGUUAGAAUUGAAAAGAAUUAA
Meloidogyne enterolobii is the source of this 793-nucleotide messenger RNA. The record is from the annotation of a GenBank genome assembly. Lineage: Eukaryota; Metazoa; Nematoda; Chromadorea; Rhabditida; Meloidogynidae.